Molecule: messenger RNA, 3796 nt
Organism: Cercocebus atys (sooty mangabey)
Lineage: Eukaryota; Metazoa; Chordata; Mammalia; Primates; Cercopithecidae
Gene: LRRC10B
Product: leucine rich repeat containing 10B
Exons: 1
Coding region: 1779-2657 (292 amino acids)
Molecular function (GO): protein binding
Source: RefSeq, a predicted model, not a curated record
AAAUAAAUAAAUAAAAAUUUGCAUUGAAUGUCUACUGUAUGCUCUAGAGCCUGUGCCAGUAGGGAAGGAGAUUUCCAAACCUCCCUGGCUGGGCAGUUUACAUUCCAGUGGGGAUGGUUCCCAUCCUCACGUUGCAUUGGCAACUGCUCUCUGCCCUUGGGCUGUCUUCCAUUCCCCUUCCCCUGCAGUGGGGAUGGCAAUGGGGGUGGGCCAAAGGGCAGCGUGCUGUCCUGAGGUCAGUCCAUUCAGCCAGUUACAUGGGUCACACCAGCCGGGUUCAAGAGAAGGCAGGAGGCAGGAGGCUUGGAGCCCGAAAAUUCGGCUCCCGGGCUGCAAUCUCUAUGCAUUGUGUGACUGUAAGCAGGGUGCCUAAUCGCCGUGAGGCCACUUCUCUCAUCUUUCAUAUAGGAUUAUAAUGCUCUCUUUGUAGCUUUGCCCGGAGAAUCAGAGGCUCUGUUGUGAGAAAACUCAUUGCUGCAGGUGGAGUGACCCUCGUUUCCAUCUGUCGGUAUGGUUUAUGGUUAGGAACACAGGCUCUCGAGUCAUACUACCUGGCUUCGAAUCCAGCUGCUUAUCAACUGGGUGACCUUGGGCACUUCACCCAGGUCAGACUGACCCAGCUCAAGUCAUGUCUCUUUGAUGCUCAGUUUAUCCAUCUUUUAAAUCGAGGUGAUGAAGGUGUCUACCUCAGACUGUGUCAAGGACCCAAAGCAACGCUUUCAGCAUAGUGCUAGGCACACGUGUGCUCGAAGCCAGUGGCAGCCAGUGCUUUUCUGCCAGGAGCUCCGGCAGGUGGGCUCCGGAUGGGAGGUAGGGGGAGAAGGCAGUGGGGAACGGCUGCUGGUGGUAGCAGGCAAAGGAAGAGUCAUGGAAUGCGAGUGGCCAUGAUUGGUGGCUCAAAGGCGUUCACACGUCCCAGUCCUCUGUCCAUUGCAGCCACACACAGACUUUGAGCGUCGGUGGAGGGAUCCUGGCAGGAGAGAGGGGUGUGAGUUUAGCAAUGAGGAAGCUGUAGGGCAAUUAGGCAGGGCGGAGCCAAGCCCUGGAUCCCGGUAAAGCCAGCAGAUGUGAAAAGGGCCAGACAGUAACACAGUUUCGAGUUACUACACUGAAGUGAUCACAGCAGGUAGGCCGGCCGCACGCCGCUGGACGUGAAUGACCGGCAGUGACCGCGCCCCUCAGCCCCUCCCUGUGAGCCUCUAGUACGGCGUCUUUGAUCCACCGCCGGCGUUUCCUUGGCCUUCCUCUUGGACCCACGGCUCUGGGGCGCACACAAUCGCACACCAAACGGCGUCGGGCGUCGGGUCUCAGUGCCAGGCUUGGCCGGAGGGGAAUCUCUCGGCUUGCGCUUGCUCUGCGGUGGGCUGGAUGGGCAGGUAGGGGGCGGGCUCCGGCGCUGGGACCCCGCUCGGGUGGCGCCUUGGCCCCGCCCCGCCCCGCCCUCCCUCCGCCUCAUUGGCAGCCGCACGAGCGUCGGGGUUGCCAGGGAGACGGGUCGCUAAGCUGCGAGUCAGUGCGAACCCUAGCCAGUCGGCCUCCGGCGGAGGCAACGGGGGAGGCCAGAGGGCGGGCGGUGGAGCGCAGCGCGCGGCGGCGGUGCCCCAAGUGGGUGCCUCCUCCCGGCCCUGCACGGCCCCCCUCCCGGCGCGGGGGCAGGCCGGGGCGGGGGGCCCGGAGGCCGGCGAGGCUCCGACACCGUCGGGGCGGCCGGGGGGCAGCCGGGGCGGGGCGAUGCCGGGCGGUGGCGGUGGUGGCGGCCCCGGCCGGGGCCCGUGACCAUGGGCAUCGCCGAGUCCACGCCGGAUGAGCUGCCGUCGGACGCGGAGGAGCAGCUGCGCAGCGGCGAGCAGCAGCUGGAGCUGAGCGGGCGGCGGUUGCGGCGGCUGCCCAGCGCCGUGUGCGCGCUGAGCCGCCUGCAGAAGCUGUAUGUGAGCGGCACGGGGCUGCGCGAGCUGCCCGAGGAGAUCGAGGAGCUGCGCGAGCUGCGCAUCCUGGCGCUGGACUUCAACAAGCUCGAGCGCCUGCCUGACGGCCUCUGCCGCCUGCCGCGCCUCACGCGCCUCUACUUGGGCGGCAACCGGCUGCUGGCGCUGCCCGCCGACUUCGCGCAGUUGCAGAGCCUGCGCUGCCUCUGGAUCGAGGGCAACUUCUUGCGGCGCUUCCCGCGGCCGCUGCUGCGCCUGGUGGCGCUGCAGUCGCUCCAGAUGGGCGACAACCGACUGCGCGCGCUGCCGGCGGAGCUGCCGCGCAUGACGGGCUUGCGCGGCCUCUGGCUCUACGGCAACCGCUUCGAGGAGUUCCCGCCCGCGCUGCUGCGCAUGGGCCGCCUGCACAUCCUCGACCUCGACCGCAACCGCCUGGGCGGCUUCCCCGACCUGCACCCGCUGCGCGCGCUGCGCGUCUUCUCCUACGACCACAACCCCGUCACCGGGCCUCCGCGCGUCGCGGACACCGUGUUCCUCGUGGGCGAAGGCGCCGUCGAGCGCAUGGCGGAGCGCGACGAGCCCACGCACCGGCCUCCGCCCCGGCGCCCAGCGCGGGCCUUUGAGGAUGAGGAGGAGGAAGACCUGCUCAUAGGCGGCGCUGGUUCCCGGGCUCUGGGAGCCCCCAGGGGCAGCCUCCGCGCCCUGGAAGCCGCUCCAGGACUGGGCACCUGAGCCUAUGUUCUGGCUGACGGGCUUCAGCCCCUCUGAGAGGAGGGGCUCUGGGAAGCUUUGGCUGCUUAGGCCUGCGGGACCGGCGGGCCCCUACUUGGGGCAAUGGAGCGGCCACUUUUGGCGAGUUGCCGAGCAUAGGCAGGGCAGGGGCGCAUCUUCAGACACUCCUUGGUAGUGAGAGGACUGACUAUCCCCUGGCUGAUCUGUGGGCAAUUGUCAGACCAAGAAGUCUGGGCUGGGUCCAGUCCCCGAUGGAGCCACUGAUAACAGAGGCGCCAGCUUCCACCUGGAACCAGGGUCACUGAGGGUUACAGAAUCUUCACGUCUCGCUGAGUCUGGAUGCAGGGCGCCCACCACCCUCCCUCCUUCUGGGGUUUGGGUCUCCUAGGCCCACCCUUUCUAGGGCAGGAACCGCUACCUCUGGGGUGGACUGCGUGCCUGUGUGGGAUCGGACUGCCCUUGGGAGGAGGGCCUGGCCCAGGAGCAGGGGCUUGGAGUGGGGCUGGUGCCCGGGAUAGAAGUGGGAAAGAGAUGGGGGCCCCAGCACCGAAGCUGCCCUCACCCCUCCACCAGAGCUGAGUACAUACCUCCCUCCCCGGCCCCCUGAGAUUCGUAUGGGGCACAGAAGGCAGGGGGUCACCCCCACCCUAUUCUGUUCUCUUCUCCCAGCCUCCCAGCGUGUGCCUGGAAUCUUGCUGGGAAGAGGGAGCUCCCCCUCCACUCCCCACCCCAUAGCCUGAGCCUUCCAACUGUCAAGUUUGAAAAGAAGCCACCGUGCCUCCAGGGCCUCCUGCACCGCAGAGAGGGGCUCUCUGCUCUGGGAGGCUGCUCAGCGCCUCUCCCACAGCCUGCACUCUCCUUUCCCUUAAAUGGGCACAGCCAGGGUGGCUGGCACGGGACUGGCACUCUGUACCUCCACUCCGUCACCAGGGACAGCCCCGAGGGGGUGAGGAAAGGGGCCUUGCUCUGCAAUUCCCAGAGCCAGAUCUUCCUCAUCCAAGCAAUAACGGAACGAGGGAGCCAGGGCCAAGGACACUCAGGGACACUGUUGGGGCCGGAGCCCCACAUGGUAAUGUUUUCUUUAGGGAGAAGAAAAAACAACUGGCUGUAAACAUAAAUUAUAUUUCUUGGAGAAAGAA